Scaptodrosophila lebanonensis is the source of this 1067-nucleotide messenger RNA. RefSeq names its product TPPP family protein CG45057 (gene ringer). Gene Ontology annotation, biological process: microtubule polymerization; microtubule bundle formation; positive regulation of protein polymerization. The transcript is spliced from 3 exons. Gene Ontology annotation, molecular function: tubulin binding. NCBI's taxonomy places the organism in Eukaryota, Metazoa, Arthropoda, Insecta, Diptera, Drosophilidae. The coding region runs from base 212 to 844 and encodes 210 amino acids. Gene Ontology annotation, cellular component: microtubule. The record is from RefSeq and is a predicted model, not a curated record.
UCAUCGGGCACUAUAGUAUACAUACGAGUAUAUAAACAAACAGACUCGUAUAUAGGUUCGCUUAUGAUGUGCAAUAAAAUAGUAUAAGAGAGGAAGCUGAGAAUUGAUAAGCUUAUCUGUAGAAGCCGAACAAGAGAAAAGAUAUAUAGAAAGCUACGGACUAGACGCCUUAGAUUAGUGCUUAAUAGUCAAUUCUACUUGACCAACCACAAUGUUGGCCACCAUUGCAGCCAAUAGAAGUCGAAGCCACAGCCCAGUCAUGUCGGACGACGCAGUUAAUGGCACCACUUCCCCAUCUCCAGCGCCCGCUGCUUCCGAACCACCAUCCGUAGAGCUGGCCCAAAUGGCGCUGGAAGAGCAGCCGAAAGUUAGCUUCUCGGACCAGUUCAAGGCCUUCUCAAAGUUCGGCGACACCAAGUCGGAUGGAAGGCUCAUAACGCUGUCGCAGAGCGACAAGUGGAUGAAGCAGGCGAAGGUGAUAGACAAGAAGAUAACCACCACCGACACGGGCAUACACUUUAAGAAGUUCAAGGCCAUGAAAAUUUCACUGAGCGACUAUAACAAAUUCCUGGAAGAUCUGGCCAAGACGAAAAAGGUGGAGCUCUCGGAGAUUAAGCAGAAGUUGGCUAGCUGUGGUGCACCUGGUGUGCUGUCGGUGUCGGCCGGCAAGGCGGCUGCGGCUGUGGAUCGUCUGACGGACACCAGCAAGUAUACGGGAUCUCACAAGGAGCGCUUCGAUGCCAGCGGCAAGGGCAAGGGUAUUGCUGGGCGUCGCAAUUUGGUGGACGAUUCCGGCUAUGUGAGUGGCUAUCAGCACAAGGACACCUACGAUGCCCCCAAAUAGAGAAUGUACAAAUGCUCGUAUUAUUUAGAGUUCUUUGUCCCAACUCGCAACAUUGCAAAUCCCUCUCGAAGUUUAUUCCACCAGAUAUUCAACUUUUUAUUUAAUUUAUGUGCAGUUUCUUAAUGUAUGUAGCAUCAAUUCUUUGUUUUCAUUCUCGUAUGUAAUAUAAUAUAAGUUGUGAUAAUUUAAGUGCUUAAAAUAAAAAACCAAUUAUCAUUUAAUA